Gregarina niphandrodes is the source of this 2541-nucleotide messenger RNA. RefSeq lists its product as hypothetical. The record is from RefSeq and is a predicted model, not a curated record. The transcript has a single exon. Bases 1 to 2541 code for a protein of 846 amino acids. Lineage: Eukaryota; Apicomplexa; Conoidasida; Eugregarinorida; Gregarinidae.
AUGCGGUCCUGCAAACCACCACCCCGUCACUCGCCUGUGUCGGGCGCUCUGCUCUUGGGCGUGGGUCCAUUGCCCGUGGACGAGGUGGCGGCGGGCACCCCGUGGCCCUCCUUCAGCGAUGAAUUCUUGGCAGAGGUCUACGGCAACGCGGGGCUGGAUGACGAACUUCCGCUUGGCCUUCUGCCAAGGGAUGACCUCUUCAGCGAGGCCAGCCUCGGCUUCAGCGAGGCCAGCCUCGGCUUCAGCGAGGCCAGCCUCGGCUUCAGCGAGGCCGGCCUCGGCUUUAGCGAGGCCAGCCUCGCUCGCCGCAAGGCUAGCCCCGGCGAGGCCAGCCCCAGCUGCAACAGUGACAGCCUCAGCUACAACAGUGGCAGCCUCGACUACAACAGUGACAGCCUCAGCUACAACAGUGGCAGCCUCGACUACAACAGUGACAGCCUCGACUUCCAGGACCUGGCGGGGCUUCGCAUAGACAUGGACAACGUCACGCAAAUCGACCAUGCUGCUCAGGACGGACAGACGGCAGAGGCCGCUCAAGACUGGCAGUUAAUCGAGGACUGUCUUGCACAGCACAUUGGUUCAGAGCACAUCGGUUCAAAGCUGCAGGUUGGUUCAAAGCAGCAGGUUGGUGCAAAGCAGCAGGUUGGUUCAGAACCCGUGGGUUCAGAGCAUCAGGUUGGCUUGGUGCAGGUCGGCAUUUGUCGUGAUGAGCAGAGCGAGUGUAAGGCUGGCGCCGGGGUGCGGAGUGGCGGGUUUGAUGCUGUGGCGAAUGGUGUUCCGGCGCCUGGUUCGGGGUCGGUGACAGUGUUCACUGCAGCGUUUGGCUGUGAGCGUGGGAUUGUAAUAGCUCGGCCGGAGGAGCGUGGGAUGUGGUUAGGUCCGAAGUGGUUGAUGUGGGCGUACGACCUGAUGAGUAAUGACUGGCGUUAUUUGGCUCCGUUCGACAUGGGUGGCAUGUCAGUGUUCGAGUUAGCGAAGCGUGCUGAGGAGUGGGAUCAUGACAACUUCUCAGCGGCGGCUACUUGCUAUCGGUUCGAAGGUAAGGACCGUUGGGACUAUGCCCGUUUCAUGAAGUGGCUGGGAAUGGGACGACCUGUGCUCAGUCGGUUGACUGCCACCGGGACUGCUCGAAUAGCCCGACGUAAAGUUCAAGACGCGGUCGAUGACAUUGUGCGUUGUUGGCCGCGGGAAAAUGUUACCACCAAGACAUUUCGAGCGCUCUUUAAAAAUUGGAUCGCCAGCCGACGAGGCCCCUUCCAACCCACACCCGGUGAGGAAUGCGUCCACGUCCGAGACCUGGAUCGCCUCAUACUCAAGAGAGUUGGAGACUUCAAAGUACCCCUAGACCAAAUCGGCCAGGCCUUCCGGAGAGAACUUCGAAGAAAACGCUGGCAGCAACAGUGGGCUGAACUGCGUGCUACCAACGAGUCUGCUACCACCGUGGGUGGUGCCACCGCCGUGGGUGAUACCACCACCGUGGGUGAUACAGUACCGUCUCACUUAUUGAAUGAGGCGGGACUGAAGUUUGAAUUGGUGAAGACCUCGGAAAUGGAUCUACGGGUCGAGGCGCGCUACCUAGUCUGGGCGUACGACGUCUGGUACUACGGAUGGUGGCCGGCAGUGCCGGAAGAGUUGCCGGUAUCUGCUGAAGUUUCCGUUUUCGGGCUGGCACGAUAUGCGUAUGAGUUGGAGUCAAAAGGUAGGCGCAUUCUCGGCCUGUCCGCCGGUUGCUAUACAUGUGGUGAGUCAACAAAGGCCGGUUACCAUCGCUCGACGGAUUGCGAGCGAUGUGAAGGUUCCUGGGGUCUGGCAGAGUUCUGGGAAUGGUUACGUGUGAGACAUUUCGCGCGCAUUGUUGAACAACUGACCGGUCCCGUUUCUAAUGGUCCCGUUUCUGACCGUCCCGUUUCUAAAGCGAGGAAGCACCCUCGACAGAGACUGUCGGAUCGUGAGGAGGAGCUGGCGAUGAUACACGGAGUCGGGUUCGAGAUACCGGACAUCGAGGAGACUAAGUUCUCGGUCAGACCCUUCCUAUUAAACCUCAAGUCAUUCCUACGCGGCGUCACGGAUCUCCAUGCACGCGUUGCGUCCUGGUGGUCACGACGAGCGGGCAUAUCCCGUCCGGCCGCUCACGGUCUUACACGACCUGAAUUCGAGCGACUCCUUCUCCACCGAAUCUCAACUUUGGGAAUAAAAGGCCUUACGUCACUGGAUGGAUCCGAAAGCGUUGAACCAGCGCCCAAGAGAGUCUGUGUCAAACUAGCACCGAAGAGGGCCCAUCUGCAACCAGCGUUUGCUUGGCCUGUCACGACCUGGCUACAACUUCCCCAGUCGGGCGUGGUCCCUCGGUCGGGCGUAGUCCCUCGGUCGGGCGUCCCCCAGUUGGGCGUUGUUCGUCUGAUCGACUGUGCCCCUGGAGGACCGACACACCGGCCGCUCGACCUGCAGCCGCUCGAUCCGCAGCCGCUCGACCUACAGCCACUGGGUCUGCAGGCACUCGGUUUGCAAUCCCUCGGUUUGCAACGAAUAGAACAUGGGUAG